Molecule: messenger RNA, 2697 nt
Organism: Sodiomyces alkalinus F11
Lineage: Eukaryota; Fungi; Ascomycota; Sordariomycetes; Glomerellales; Plectosphaerellaceae
Product: transmembrane E3 ubiquitin-protein ligase
Exons: 2
Coding region: 145-2697 (850 amino acids)
Molecular function (GO): zinc ion binding
Source: RefSeq, a predicted model, not a curated record
UUCGACUUCAAUCCUCAGCCCUACCCUUUGCCUCGAAGAACAUUAAAGCGAAAAAAGAGGCAAUCUCUGACGCGACAUAUCGGUAUUAUAAUGGAACCAAGGUAACGGGAAAUCGUAUUCGAAGGCGCGGCCCUACUUGCCAAUAUGCCGCCUCGACGACCACCCGACGUCGCUACUUCCAUCCUCUUCAUAGUAUUCCUCUGGUUUGUCAUUACCAGUCACGAGAGCCCUAGUCAACUACUUUCGUUUAGUAGCUUCUUGUCAGAGCGUUAUGCGAAACACCAGGCCGCGCUCGAACGCUUGAACAUAUCGACCUGGGGUGAUUUCUCGCCAAGACAAAGCGAUAGUCCAGCUCACUUCAGUGGAUCGUAUCUGAAUCUGACGGGAUUCCGGGAAGAGGAUGGUUUCGCUUGGGACGACCUGGCUCGGUUUCGAAAGCAGUGCCAUGAGUGGAGUCGCCGAGUCAACCCGCCCAUGGCGGGGGGAGAGAAAGGGCACCCAUCGAUCACACAACAGGCAGUUUGGCACAACGCCACUGGUUUUGUCAAGGGUCAUUGGGUUCGCAAGGACUCCUCAGCAAAUCGGACACAGGCCGACUAUAACCUCACAGCCAUUGCCCCCGACUACACAUGGCAAGAUUCUGGCCACACGUGGUUCAGGAACAUCACUGGCAGAGAAGGGAAAAUUGCGGUCGAUAUCGUCGAUAACGGGCGCAACGUGGCGCAGCUAUAUUACGACGCCCUACUAGACGAGGCUGCAAGAGCUGGCGGUCUCAUUCGGACAGCGAAGGCGUCUCUUGAAAUUGAAGAUGUGGGAGGGAGCGGGAGGACGUGGGAGAUGCGCUUGCACGGCGUCCAGUGGCCACGCACCGGGGUCUUCCUCAUGACCACGACAAGCGAGAAGUUCGACGGCAUAUUUGGCCUGCCUCACCUCAGUCCCGGCCCGGAAUAUUUUCGCUCCAGUCAGACGCUGCUGAACGAGACGCUGGCUACGCUCAUCCGCAAAGAGAAGGCGUCCCUCUUCGCCGACGUGCCUUCCUCCUUUUCGUCUGAAACGGUGGACUUCCAGCAAGACUCACUCAGCCCCUCUCCGCGCUGCGAGUUCGUCCUGUUUGCUCAGGUUCAUCCUCUGGACAACUCUCAACUCGACAUGAAGGGGUUCAAUUCCGACUUGGCGAGUAUUUCCGAAGUAGUGGGCGAUAUCGAACGGGAGCUUCGGUUUCCCAACGGUGCACCGAUUCGCGGGAUUCCGGACCUACAAAUGUCUGCCAUCCUGUGGUCCCCAGAUUGCGCCUUCUUCCUCGAGACCAAAGGGCCUCCUGCGUACACGCCGGCAGAGGGUCGGCAUCUGGUUGGAAGCAAGAUUGAAGUGAUCUUUGGCCAAAUUCGGUUCUGGGUGCUUACCUGCGCCGGCGCGUUUGGGGCUCAGGUCUUUCUGCUGAAAGAGCAAAUGAGAGAGUCGUUUACUCCUUCCACGCUCUCUCGCAUCAGCUACUCUUCCAUCAGCAUGAUGGUAAUUCUAGAUGGGCUGACUUUUGCAGCGGCAUCGAUGUGGGCUCUUGAGGCAGGGAUCACUUUCCUUGAGUCACUCUGCCUUUUGUUCGCUGCUUUCAUGUCCAUGUCAAUCGGAGGCAUUUUCCUUGCCGAGAUCCACAAGGUACAAGAACCCCAAGACAGGCGGCGAACGGAGAGGGAGUCAGCGUCUAGCCGUAACAACGCGCCUGUCCCCGAAUCAGCUCCGCCAAGGCGGGAAGAACAACAACAACAACAACAACAACAACAACAAGCUGCUCCCAGUUCUGAGCAGACGGACGCAGAAGCUGUGCCGAGGCGAGCCGAGUCGCCGCCCAUCAUCAUACCCUCGGACCAGGACAUCGACGCAGAGAUAGCCCAAGUUACGGCCACGAACAAUAACACGGGACGACGUGAGGCCACAUCCACCCGCGGGUUCGUGAUAGGCCGCCUCGCCACUACCAUCUCUAUUGUGCUAUGCUUCUUCAUCUUCUCCAUGGCCUGGUCUUCUCGGAUCCGCUCCCUGUUCACCAACAUAUUCGCACUGGUGUACCUCUCGUUUUGGCUACCCCAAAUCCACCGCAACGUCAUGCGUAAUUGCCGCCGCGCACUGUCAUGGCGCUUUAUGAUCGGCCAGUCGGUGCUGCGGCUCGCGCCGCUGGCCUACUUCUACCUCAGGGAGGAUAACUUUCUCUUUGCCGAGCCGGACCGUCGCAUGUUCCUCGUUUUCUGCGGUUGGCUCUGGGUGCAGCUCUGGGUCCUCGCUUUCCAAGACGUCCUAGGACCGCGGUUCGGGAUCCCAAAGUCCUGGACUCCCGAGGCGUGGGACUACCACCCCAUCCUUCGGGAGGACAACCUCGAGGACGGAAGCUUCCCUAUCGGGCUCCUCUCGUCGUUGGAGCCCGUACAUGCUGGAUCGACGGGCGCGGAUGGGGAGCGGGAGGAUGAUGGAGAAGAUGGGGAUGGCGCUCGAACGGAGUGCGCCAUCUGUUUUGACGUCCUUGAGGUGCCAGUGGUACGGGCCGGUGAGGCGGACGCGGCAGCUGGAGGUGUUGCUGGCGUGUUGACGAGGCGGAACUACAUGGUAACACCUUGCCGGCAUGUGUUCCACAGUGCAUGCCUUGAGAGUUGGCUGCGGUACCGUCUGAAGUGUCCGAUAUGCAGGGACGACCUGCCUCCACUAUGA